AUGCUUGGUCCACAAGGACCUGAAGGUGAUAAAGGCGAACAUGGCAUUAAUGGGAAAAAUGGAGAGGAUGGCGAACCAGGUCAAGGAGGAGAUGAAGGAGAACCUGGUGCAGAUGCUGAAUAUUGCCCUUGCCCGAACCGAAAUUCUCCCCUAUUUAAUGCUGUGAAAAAGGAAUCAGCAAAGAAAGUAGAAAAUACUGCAGUUGAAAGAAAAGGUGGAGAUGGUCAACAAUUAAGAACACAAACACUUUCUUCUUCACAACAAUACAAAAGGCGAUUUCAUAAACAAUGAAAGAUAAAAUAAUUCGAAUAAUUUUAUAUGAUUGAAAGAUUUUCAAUUGUU
Messenger RNA from Meloidogyne enterolobii, 342 nucleotides. The record is from the annotation of a GenBank genome assembly. Lineage: Eukaryota; Metazoa; Nematoda; Chromadorea; Rhabditida; Meloidogynidae.